ACAGCUGUCAAAAAUCAAUGAAAAUAAUAAAUAAUCAGCAAUUCUACGAUAAAUUCUUUAUUUUUAUAAGUGAAAACCAAAUUUUGUCACUUUCUAAAUUAUGAACUCCAUAGAGUCCAUUAAACGUUCAAUGGUUGAAAAUGUGCGACUGCUCGAUAAGUACAGUAAUAAUCAUUCAGUUGGAACACUUUAUCUGACUGUCACGCAUUUGAUAUUCGUUGAUCCAAACGGAAAAAAACAAAUAUGGGUUUUGAACACGCAUAUCGCAAGUGUGGAAAAAUUACCUUUAUCCACAACUGGCUCCCCAUUGCUGAUAAAGUUCAAGCAUUUUUUAGUUGUAACUUUUGUCAUUGCCAAAGAACGCGACUGUCACGAUGUCUACCUCACGUUACUUAAACUUUCAUCACCAGCUAGUAUUGAAGAUCUCUACUGUUUUAAUUAUCAAGACCCUUGGCCACAACACUUAGGUUGGAAUGUUUUUAACACUCAGCGGGAGUUUCAGCGUCAAGGUGUUCCUAAUGAAGAAUGGUCUCUUUCAUAUCUAAAUACAAGUUACGAACUCUGUGACACAUAUCCUCGAUAUUUAUACGUGCCCACCACUUGUACAAGUAAUGUUUUGGUGGAGAGCGCAAGGUUCAGGAGUAAAGGCAGAUUGCCUGUAUUAACUUAUCUCUAUGAAAACAAGGCCGCCAUAUGUCGCUGUAGCCAACCGCUCUCUGGGUUCAACGCCCGCUGCCCAGAAGACGAGCAAAUGUUGUACAACGUACUUUGCACGAAUCGAAAUGCAAAAUAUAUUUAUGUUGUCGAUACUCGACCUCGGAUAAACGCAAUGGCUAACCGGGCUGCAGGAAAAGGAUACGAGAACGAAAACUUCUACGACAACAUCAAGUUCAAAUUUUUUGGAAUUGAAAACAUUCACGUUAUGAGAGCGAGUCUGAGCAAACUCAUAGACUUGCAAAAGAGCACCUCCAUGAGUUCGUUCUUGACUGGACUCGAAAGCUGUGGAUGGUUGAAGCACAUCAAAUCGAUUUUGGAAACUGCCUGGUUCAUCGCUCAAGCCGUUUCAAAUGGAAUUACCGUCGUGGUCCAUUGUAGCGACGGAUGGGAUCGAACUGCGCAAGUCUGUUCUCUCGCUUCGUUGCUUCUUGAUCCAUUUUACAGAACCAUCCAAGGCUUUCAAAUUUUAAUAGAGAAGGACUGGCUCUCCUUUGGACAUAAGUUCAGCGAUCGUUACGGUUAUGUGGUUGGCGAUAGCAAAGAACAGGCGCCAAUCUUCACGCAGUUCAUCGAUGCGACCUACCAGCUUCUUCAGCAAUUCCCCUACGCUUUCCAAUUUAACGAGGUGUUUCUCCUAACCCUUCACGAUCACGUCCACAGUUGCCAAUACGGAACUUUCAUAGGAAACUGUGAGAAGGAUCGUCAGCGAUUCGGAUUGACUGAGAGGACUUACUCGCUUUGGGGUUACCUGACAAAGCAUUUAAACGAAUACACGAAUCCGCUCUAUGGCAGAAAUGCUUCCAAAGAAGAGAUGAACGCUGUUAUGCAGCCUAAACUCGCUCCGCAGAGUAUAACACUUUGGAGGGGACUUUAUUAUAGAUUUGAAAAUGGUGUUCAUCCCCGAGAAACACUUGAAGAUCUCCUUCUUACUACACAUGAUCACACGACCUCGAUGGAAGAUCAUGUGAAGCUGCUCAUCAAGAGGAUGAAUUCACUGGGGCAGUUAGUCUCUAUGAAUGCUGUUCAAAAAAAGGACGAAAAUGUCAAAUUCGAUACGAAUAUGAAAGAGUUCCUCUCUGAGAAGAUUAUAAAUGUGGAAGGAGACGAGGACACAUUCAAUGAGAUUCUCAAGACAAAUCAAAUCGAGGAUGAAAUGAAAGCUGUUGCUUUGGACUGGAAAUCUUCACGGAAUAUAAGCGAGUGUACCUGUUCAAUCACUUUUGAUGUCUUUAAUAGAAAGUACCACUGCUGGUCUUGUGGAAAUGUUUUCUGCACAAGGUGUAUGGGAGUCCACAAAGCACUCGUUGGUCAUGUGACAAAAAAGGCAGUGCCCACAUGCAAAAUUUGCUCUAGAAACCCAUCGAUUUCGUCGCCUACUAGGACUUGAAACUUAACUUAGUUUCUCUUGUAAAUACUA
Belonocnema kinseyi is the source of this 2134-nucleotide messenger RNA. RefSeq names its product myotubularin-related protein 6 (gene Mtmr6). The transcript is spliced from 9 exons. The record is from RefSeq and is a predicted model, not a curated record. Lineage: Eukaryota; Metazoa; Arthropoda; Insecta; Hymenoptera; Cynipidae. Bases 101 to 2104 code for a protein of 667 amino acids. Gene Ontology annotation, biological process: dephosphorylation. Gene Ontology annotation, molecular function: phosphatase activity; metal ion binding.